ACAAGGAUAGAGAACAAGUAACAUUCCAACCCAGCUUACAUUGCAACAAACAUGGCCGAAGUGCCAGAAACCCACGUUUUGGCAGUUGCCAGCCAUGUAGCCUAUGGCUAUGUCGGCAACACCAUGGCCACCUUUGUCAUGCAAGCUCUUGGCUGUGAGGUCUCGGCCAUCAACACAGUCCAAUUCAGCAAUCACACCGGAUACAAGCAGUUCAAGGGACGCAAGACCCCUGCGGAAGAGGUGGCCGAGUUAUACGAGGGCUUGAAACAAUCGCGGUUGAAUGACUUUGACGUCUUGUUAUCUGGCUACUGUCCCAGUGCUGGUGUCGUUCAGCAAGUCGGCAAGAUAGCCAGAGAGACCAGGUUCGCCUCGACAACAAAGCCUGGUGCUUUCUUUUGGGUACUUGACCCUGUGAUGGGUGACGAGGGCAAGAUAUAUGUCAGUGAAGAAGUGGUGCCCGCCUACAAGAGUCUGCUGAGAGAUGCCGACCUCAUCUUGCCGAACCAGUUCGAAGCCGAACUUCUUUCGGGUGUCACAAUCACCGACUUUAAAUCUCUUGCAGAGGCCAUUCGCGUGCUCCACCGUUCGCACCGAGUCCCGCAUAUCAUCAUCACCUCCGUCCGUCUCCCUCAUGACGAGGACGGACAAGAGCCCGAGCUCUCCAUUGUAGGAUCUACGGCUGAUUCGGACUUCAAUCCUCGUCUGUUCCGCUUGAAAGUACCCGCUUUCCCCGUCUUCUUCUCUGGAACUGGCGACAUGUUUGCUGCAUUGAUGGUAGCAAGACUACGUGAAGCAUGUCUUGCUGCAGACCUUUUGUCUACUGCUCAUUGGCAAUCACCGGACGAGGUAGCAGCGACCGAGCUACCACUGGCAAAAGCUGCCGAAAAGGUCCUUGCGAGCAUGCACUUGGUACUCAAGAAAACCAUGGAAUCAAGGCAGCAGGAAUUGGAAAAGAUGGAGAGUGCUCAGGAGUUCAACACCGGCAUUGGUGAAGAGGCAGACAAGGACAAUGAGCGCGACAAGUAUCUACGCCUUACCAAGGCAGCUGAAGUCAGGGUCGUCAGGAACUGGAAAGACUUGGUAUAUCCUCCAGACAUUGAGGCCUUCAAGGCACAUGCAGUCAACGUCGAGCUGAGUACCAACGCCUCUGUCGAACCUGACGAGCUCGGAGUCGUCAAUAUGGGCACUGGUGGAGAGAUUGGACAAGGCGCAGUUCACCAGACUUGAUCGAGCAUGUGAGUUUUGUAUUCGCCUUUUGCAUUAUGACCGUCUCGCACCACAUAGCCUCUAAUCCGAGAUAGAAUCGUUUCAAACAUUCCAAUACACCCCUGUCUAGCGUUCCUGCUUUUCCUUGUACGCCGGUCAUCCCAUGAUUUGCCAAGUUCGUAUUCC
Messenger RNA from Aureobasidium pullulans EXF-150, 1392 nucleotides. RefSeq names its product Ribokinase-like protein. The transcript has 6 exons. The coding region runs from base 52 to 1227 and encodes 391 amino acids. NCBI's taxonomy places the organism in Eukaryota, Fungi, Ascomycota, Dothideomycetes, Dothideales, Saccotheciaceae. Gene Ontology annotation, molecular function: pyridoxal kinase activity. Gene Ontology annotation, biological process: pyridoxal 5'-phosphate salvage. The record is from RefSeq and is a predicted model, not a curated record. Gene Ontology annotation, cellular component: cytosol.